CAAGUGAAAAUGGAAAGUAAAGAUUCAAAACUAAUAAAGAAAACGGGCAGGAAAACCCCUAAGUACUGUUGUAUUUGUAAAGGAAUUUACAGAGGAAAGGUUAUUGAUGGGAGAAAAGUGUCAUUGCACCGUUUUCCUCAGAACAAACGUUUAAAACGUGUGUGGGUGCAGCGAUGUAAAACGGUCAUGAGAUCGUUCCAGUGGAAUGAACACAGACGAUUGUGUAGUGAGCAUUUUGUUGGCUUCAGAGGACCUUCAUUCCAGCAUACACUUCCAUCUAUGUUUCCAACUGAGACUGGUGCUACCAAAACCUUCCAGCCAACGCUCCUUGAUGAAGACGUAGGUGAUGAUGAUGAUGGUGAUACGGUCAAUGACGAUUUAGACCUAGAACUGUCAAAUGAUGAUAGUAUACAGCCACAACUGUCAUUUGUAUCCCCUUCCGGGCAUGCCAUUGAUACCUCUGUCCACCUGCAUGAUUACUGCAUGGGACCAGUACUACAGCCACAGAAUCAGUCCUUUAGAUGUUGUGACACACAGACUGAGAACAACUGUGCAGUGAUGGAAGUACAAACUGAAGAAAGUUUCCUGGGAAAAACAGCAGACUUCAGUUCACAAACAGAACAUUCUACUAGAGACUUUGGUGUACAAUGUCAGCUACCUAUGCUCACAUAUGAUGACGUAAAAUACAAUGACGAUUUGGUCAGUUUUUACACCGGAAUCCCUAAUCGAGUUGUGUUUGAAGCUUUGUUUGAUGAAAUCAAGGAUGAAGCUGAAGUGCGGACAUCAAGGCGGAAACUUAACUAUAAAGAUUCAGAUGGAGGACGGCCAAGAACUCUAAGUGUUCUGGAUGAAUUUUUCAUGGUGCUGAUGCGCCUACGUCUAGGUCUGUUAUUUGAAGAUCUAGGUACUAGGUUUUGCAUAUCCACUUCACAAUGUAGUGACAUUGUUGAAAGAUGGAUCAACUAUUUACAUGUACAAUUAUCCUUUCUUGUUCAAUGGCCAUCUCGUGAGGUAGUGAAAAAUAACAUGCCUGAACAAUUUAAAGAGAAAUAUUCUAACACUAGAAUUAUUAUCGACUGCACUGAAAUUUACAGUGAAACAUCCAGUUCUCUUUCUUUGAAAAGUUUAAUGUACAGUGAUUACAAGUCUCACAUGACUCAUAAGAUUUUGGUGGGUAUAAGCCCAAAUGGUGUUGUAACUUUUGUUUCUGACUGUUGGGUGGGCUGUACCAGUGACAAGAAACUCACAGAAAAAUGUGGACUCUUGGACUUGCUUGAAGAAGGAGACGCCAUAAUGGUUGAUAAGGGUUUCACUAUUACAGACCUUACUACUCCAAGAGGCAUUCAUCUCAUUAUUCCACCAUUUAAACAGAAAGGAAAACAAUUCUCUAAACGUGAGGUUCUCCUUACAAAAGAUAUUGCAAGUUUACGAAUACAUGUUGAAAGGCAAAUGGAGAGAAUCAAGAACUUUCGAAUAUUGCAUGGCAAUAUUCCUAUAACACAGUCAAGGAGAAUUUCUAAAGUGUUCAAAAUAUGCACAUAUUUGACAAAUCUAUGGCCACCACUUGUUCAAUAAUAACUCAUGUGUCAAUGAAAGCGUUUGUAUAUAUCAAGCAUUAGAUUUAGGGAUAAAAACUUGUAUACUUCUAACUAGAACAAUGAAAUUACAAUUUUGUUUUAAAAUCAUUUUUUCGAGCAAGUUAUAUGAUAACAUAUGAGAUUACACAUUUGAUUCAGGUUUGACAAAAAUGGAUAAGGAAAUAUGCUCAUGUGAAUGGA
Messenger RNA from Mya arenaria, 1778 nucleotides. RefSeq lists its product as uncharacterized. The transcript is spliced from 3 exons. The coding region runs from base 10 to 1575 and encodes 521 amino acids. The record is from RefSeq and is a predicted model, not a curated record. NCBI's taxonomy places the organism in Eukaryota, Metazoa, Mollusca, Bivalvia, Myida, Myidae.